Molecule: messenger RNA, 1320 nt
Organism: Dictyostelium purpureum
Lineage: Eukaryota; Evosea; Eumycetozoa; Dictyosteliales; Dictyosteliaceae
Exons: 2
Coding region: 1-1320 (439 amino acids)
Biological process (GO): N-glycan processing; carbohydrate metabolic process
Cellular component (GO): endoplasmic reticulum; Golgi membrane
Molecular function (GO): mannosyl-oligosaccharide 1,2-alpha-mannosidase activity; calcium ion binding
Source: RefSeq, a predicted model, not a curated record
AUGAAAUUUGCAUGGGACUCUUAUAAGAAUGGGUCAUGGGGUUAUGACGAAUGGGCGCCAGCUUAUUUUAUAGGGAAAAAUUGGUUGGGCGCACUUGGUUUAACAAUUAUAGAUUCAUUAGAUACAUUACACAUAAUGGAUAUGAAGGAUGAACUUUAUGAUGGCAGAGAAUGGUUAUCAAAUUUAAAAUAUUCAAAUACAACUGGUCAUGAAAUUUCGGUAUUUGAAUUCAAUAUUAGGUAUUUAGGUGGUUGCUUGGCAAUGUAUGAUUUAACUGGUGAUGUUGUUUAUUUAGAAAAGGCAGUUGAGUUUGGUGAUUUGUUAAUGCUUGCAUUUUCAGAUAGUUUUCCGUUCCCAUACGCUUUUUUAAAUAUUAAAACCAAAUAUGCAAGAAAUAAAGGUGGUAACUGUCUAGUUUUGGCAAUGUUUGGCACAAUGUCACUCGAGUUUACACGUUUAUCAGAUCUAACUGGUGAUUCAAAGUAUAAAGAUAGGGUCGACAUCAUUUUAGAUUCGUUAGCAAAAAUGAAAACUAAAUAUAAUGGAUUGUAUCCAUGUAUGGUUUCAAUGGAUGCAACUGAGUUUUGUUAUUCAUCAAUAUCAUUAGGUGCCAAAGGUGACUCAUUUUACGAGUAUCUUUUAAAAAUGUGGAUUUAUACAGAUGGUGAAGAAAAGUAUUCGAGACUAUUUGUAGCAUCAGCAGAUUCAAUCAUCAAGUAUCUUUACAGAGUAACUAAAGCAGGUCAUGGAUUCAUUGGAAAGAUAAAAGAUGAUAGAUUGGAAGAAUUAAAUGAACACUUAACAUGUUUUGCUGGUGGUAUGUUUGCAUUGGCUUCAGUUACUAAUAUUACUGGUAAUACCGAAAAGAAUGAAAUAUAUAUGCAGGUUGCCAAAGAAAUUACAAAAACAUGUGUGCAAAGCUACUUCAAAUCACCCACCGGUCUAGGUCCCGAAAUUUUUAAAUUUGAUCCUGUUACUGGUGAAAUUCUUUUAAACGAUGUCAAUCUAUAUAUACUAAGACCAGAAACCAUAGAAUCAUUGUUCAUACUCUAUCGACUUACAGGUGACAUUAUCUAUCAAGAAUGGGGCUGGAAAAUAUAUAAAAGUAUAGAAUUACACUGCAGAGUGCCAAAUGGAUACAUUGGUUUAAAAAACAUUAUUACUGGCUUCAAAGGUACAACCCAACAAAGCUACUUUAUGUCCGAAACUUUAAAAUAUCUCUAUUUGCUCUUUGUAGACUCGAGUAUAAUUCCUUUAGAUAAAUAUGUAUUCAAUACAGAGGCACAUCCAAUAAAGAUAAAAUACAACAACUCAAAUUAA